GAGUUGGACUCACAUUUAGCAUUACCCAACGGAAUAGAUGUGCCUUACAAUUUCAGCGGUAAAGUAGUGCUGAUCACAGGCUCGAGUUCAGGUAUCGGUGCCGCCACUGCCGUACAAUUCUCCAGAGCCGGCGCUCGUGUUGUUGUCACCGGUAGACGAGCCGAUAGAGUGUCACAAGUGGCCGAAGAGUGUCUCAAAGUAUCACCGAAUCGGUCGAAAGCGCUGGAAGUGGUGGCGGAUGUGACUAAACCGGAGGACUUGCGACGACUUGUGGACACAACUAUCGCACACUUCGGGAAACUCAAUGUCUUGGUAAACAAUGCCGGCGCCGGUAUUGUGGCUAAAAUUGGCGAAAAUGAUUUUUACGAGAAUUACCUGAAAGUAAUGCAAAUAAAUCUCAAUUCUGUGGUCUAUUUAACGCAUAUAUGUGUCGAGCAUUUGGAGAAAACCAAAGGAAAUGUCGUUAACAUUUCAAGUCUCGCUUCAAUAAAUGCCUUAACCUGGUGUGCACCAUAUUGUAUGUCUAAGGCCGCGAUGGAUAUGUUCACCAAAUGUAUGGCCGCAGAGUUGGGACCCAAACGUAUCCGCGUUAAUGGCAUCAACCCUUGUGGAAUUCCUACGGAUUUUAUGAAGUCAGUAAGAAUAAAUAUGGAGCUUCCUGAUAAAAAUUUUAAGUCCAACGCUAAUUUGACCCAGGUGGGUCGCAUGGGGGAACCCGUUGAUGUGGCUAACUCCAUACUAUACCUGGCUAGUGACCAAGCUGCUUUUGUCACCGGUGCCAACUUGUUUGUGGACGGGGGUAUUAGUUCUAUAAAUGCAAAUGCU
Oppiella nova is the source of this 825-nucleotide messenger RNA. The record is from the annotation of a GenBank genome assembly. Lineage: Eukaryota; Metazoa; Arthropoda; Arachnida; Sarcoptiformes; Oppiidae.